Esox lucius (northern pike) is the source of this 3824-nucleotide messenger RNA. It is a transcript of the gene gaa, whose product is annotated as glucosidase, alpha; acid (Pompe disease, glycogen storage disease type II). The record is from RefSeq and is a predicted model, not a curated record. Gene Ontology annotation, biological process: lysosome organization; glycogen catabolic process. The transcript has 19 exons. Gene Ontology annotation, molecular function: carbohydrate binding; alpha-1,4-glucosidase activity. Gene Ontology annotation, cellular component: lysosomal membrane. Bases 926 to 3808 code for a protein of 960 amino acids. NCBI's taxonomy places the organism in Eukaryota, Metazoa, Chordata, Actinopteri, Esociformes, Esocidae.
AAAAUUACACUGAGGAAGAUUGUUGGGAGAGCGGAGUUAGCUUUACUAGUCUCUUCUACAUAUGAUUUAGAUAAGGUAUAUGGUCAGCAGAAGAUAUGGAAAGUUGGUGAACAAUAACAGAUUUAUGUACGCAUUUUCACAAUACUCACUCAUAGCUCUGACUCUCUAGUCUUAAAUAUGUCAAUAGGCUCGUUUCAAAAUGUCAACUGCGCAAGGCACCGCCCAGUUUGUCCGUGGUGACACACCGUUGUCCUCAACAACAACUUUUCACGUGUGUGGACCUGUGGACUAGCAACACUGAAGGAAAUUGUGUUGUCUACCUUAGUGUAAAAAUGCGUACACAUAUGUGUUAUUAUUCACUGGCUUUCAAUAUCUUCUGCUGUCGUUUUACGUUUGAUAUGGACUGCACUAUGCGGUAGAGGAUUGUGUGUAGUAAGUUCUAGCUAGCUAUUUGUGUAGAUCUGGGAAUGGGAUAUAGUAUACACAUUAGUGUGAAAUGUUUCGUGAAAAAUAAGCAGAAUAUACUGUAACCUCUGUAAGGCGAAACAUUCCCUCUCUUUUUUCUGUUUGCUUCAGUAAAAGCGACGUUUGAACGUAGAUUUUUGGCCAAACGUUUCUUUAAUCACAGAAGCACCCAGAUGUUCUAUUGGAAAACGUUCAGGUAGGUCUCUGUGUCGUUCUGUUUGAUUCAAUUGUUGAAAGACCACUUAAAAAGGACGUUUUACAGUAAUUUGGGAAACUUUUUGCAAAUCGUUAAUUCACUCGUUUUGGUCGUCAUUAAAAUAGUCCGUAGUUGCCAAUUAGAAAAUGCAAGAGUAGUUUAAUAGAUUUUAAUGAUCAGACAUCCACACUGACAUGCAGGCCCUUCGGCAUUCGGAAACAGUUCUGCCAAACCUCCUUCCAGAAGUGUCCACCAGUCCCAGGAAUGGGUUCGUUUAGUCGUCUCUCUGCCCCCUCCCUGUCACUUGCUGCCCUAACCUUGGCCUUGUUAACACUUUUACACAUUAGCUACCUGUCUCACCCAAAGGUCUCACUGAUAAAAUACAACACACAACAGGACAAGACUCCAAUACACCUGAUACAAAAAAAUGGGUUACUGGAGGAUCCAGUGACAGAACAUUCCCAUGAGGAGGAUAUCUUGUACCUUCUGAGAGGUGGCUCUCAUUUAGCCCCCAGACCCAAAUGGCAGAGGGAAUCCCGUCACACAGCCAGCUCUCGUGGUCCCCGUAAAACAGAGUGUAGGAGGGUAGCCUUGGAGAGCCGCUUUGACUGUGGCCGGGACCGGGUUUUGAGCCAGACAGAGUGUGAAGAGAGAGGGUGCUGCUAUGCGCCCCUACCACAAGACCUCUCCGGAGGACCCCCCUGGUGCUUCUACCCCCCGUCCUACAGUGGGUACAGGAUGGGACCUCUCAAACCCAGCUCCAAAGGCCAGGCAGCGACCCUGAUCAGAUCCACUCCCUCCUAUCUUCCUCGGGACAUUGAUAAACUCAGACUGGAGGUCCUGGAGGAAACAGACGGCCGACUGCACUUCACACUAAAAGAUCCAUCGGCCCAGCGAUAUGAAGUUCCCCUAUCUGCUCCCCAGACCAAAGUUAACGCUGACACUGAGGACCGCCUUUAUGUCACUGAAUUCCAGCAUGACCCCUUUGGCUUCAUAGUGCGUCGCAAAUCCAAUGGUCGUGUUCUUCUGAACACCACAGUGGCCCCGCUGCUCUAUGCCGACCAGUACCUGCAGCUGUCCACCUCCCUGGCCUCCCCCCUGGUGUCGGGACUGGGGGAGCACUACACCCCUCUCACCCUGGACAUCAACUGGACCUCACUGGCCCUGUGGAACAGAGACAUGGCGCCCCAUGGCGAUGCCAACCUGUAUGGCUCCCAUCCGUUCUACCUGGUCCAGGAGCAGGAUGGACAGGCUCACGGGGUCUUCUUGCUCAACAGCAAUGCUAUCGAGGUGGUGCUGCAGCCCAGCCCUGCUCUGACCUGGGUGGCCCUGGGAGGAAUCCUGGACCUGUACGUCUUCCUUGGCCCUGACCCCCAGAGUGUUGUCACACAGUACCUCCAGGUCAUAGGGUUCCCUAUGAUGCCUCCUUAUUGGUCACUGGGGUUCCACCUAUGUCGCUGGGGCUAUCGGUCAACCAGCGAAACUCGUGAAGUGGUGCGACGCAUGAACGAUGCAAACAUCCCCUUGGAUGUACAGUGGAAUGACCUGGACUACGCAGACAAGCGCCGCGUGUUUACCUUUGACCCCCAACGCUUCGGGGACCUUCCGGACAUGGUGAAAGAGUUCCAUCAGAAGGGCAUGAAGUACAUCCUCAUCCUGGACCCUGGGAUCAGCAGCAGCAGUCCUCCUGGUACUUACCCACCCUUUGAUGAGGGGCAGCGGAGAGGGGUGUUCAUCAGAAACGCCACAGGACAGACGCUCAUAGGGGAGGUUUGGCCUGGUCCAACAGCGUUCCCCGACUUCACCAACACAGAGACACAGAGCUGGUGGGAGGACUGCAUCCGGGAGUUCCACUCCAAAGUACCCUUGGAUGGCCUUUGGAUUGAUAUGAAUGAACCUGCUAGUUUUGUUCCAGGCUCUGUGGAGGGCUGUCCUGACAGUGAUUUGGAGAGUCCCCAUUAUGUUCCACGGGUGGUUGGAAGUCAGCUGAAUGCUGGGACUCUCUGCAUGUCAGGCCAACAGAACGUGUCCACUCACUACAACCUGCAUAACCUCUAUGGGCUGACGGAGGCGUACAGCACCCACAGUGCCCUGGUGAAGGUGCGGGGCUCACGGCCCUUUGUCCUGUCCCGCUCCUCCUUCCCUGGCAUCGGACGUUUCUCCGCAGUCUGGACUGGAGAUGUGCGGAGCGACUGGGAUCAGCUCCGAUACUCCAUCCCAGCGGUGUUGCUGUUUGGCCUGUUUGGGACUCCGUUAGUGGGAGCAGAUGUGUGUGGGUUUGGAGGGGACACCACAGUGGAGCUGUGUGUACGCUGGACCCAGUUAGGAGCCUUUUACCCCUUCAUGAGGAACCACAACGACAAGCCCAACUCUCCCCAGGAGCCGUACGUGUUUGGGGAGGAGGCCCAGGCAGCCAUGCGGAGCGCAGUGAUGUUGCGUUACUCUCUCCUGCCAUUCCUGUACACACUCUUCCACCAGGCACACACCUCUGGAAAAACCGUGGCCAGGCCCCUCUUCCUCGAGUUCCCCUUGGACCUUAGCUGCCAGACUAUAGACAGACAGUUCCUGUGGGGGAGCUGUCUGCUCAUCAGUCCUGUGUUAGAGCAGGGGGCAGCGGAGCUGGCUGCCUACUUCCCCGCAGGGAUUUGGUACAGUCUGCACAACGGUGAGCCCUUCUACAGUAAGGGUCAGUACCAGCUCCUUCCAGCUCCCUUGGACACCAUCAACGUCCAUGUGAGAGAAGGACACAUCAUCCCACAGCAGGAGCCAGCCCUGACCACCUCAGCCUCUCGCAGUAACCCUUUCCUCCUGACAGUCGCGCUGUCUGCUGAAGGGUGUGCGUGGGGUGACCUUUUCUGGGAUGACGGGGACAGCCUGGACACUUUCCAGAGGGCAGACUACUCUUAUGUCAUCUUCAUUGCUGAACAGUCCCAGGUGGUGAGUGACCCCCUGCAUCAGAAUGGGGCGCUGGAUAGGCUUGUGCUGGGAGGGGUGCGUGUGUUUGGAGUGCCCUCUCCACCCCGAUACGUGUGGGCCAAUGGGGAGACAGUGAGGGAUUUCACCUAUCAGACAGCCACUAAGGUUCUAUCAGUGAAGAGUCUGGACCUGCCCAUGUCAAAGGUGUUCCAAGUCCAGUGGACCUUAUAGCCCAGUGGGCCUUAUG